This is a messenger RNA of Thermochaetoides thermophila DSM 1495, 4731 nucleotides long. RefSeq names its product cyclin dependent-like protein. Gene Ontology annotation, molecular function: ubiquitin conjugating enzyme binding; phosphoric diester hydrolase activity; aspartic-type endopeptidase activity. The transcript has 9 exons. Gene Ontology annotation, cellular component: cytoplasm. The record is from RefSeq and is a predicted model, not a curated record. Gene Ontology annotation, biological process: lipid metabolic process; ubiquitin-dependent protein catabolic process. The coding region runs from base 1 to 4731 and encodes 1576 amino acids. Lineage: Eukaryota; Fungi; Ascomycota; Sordariomycetes; Sordariales; Chaetomiaceae.
AUGGCGGACCCUAGCAAACUUCCUCCAGGACCGGAGUCGCCCACGACGGCUAGGCCCCUCGAGAUGGACGACGACGAAAGUCAAGAGACGUUGGGCGCCGAGGACGCUGCUGUCAAAACUGCCACCACUCCUGCUGCCGUGGCAAAUGCGCCUGCGGCUGCUCAAGAAGAGGUACCGCCGCCUAAGCCGCCGCGGCCCCUGACUGAGGCCCAGAAGAACCAGCAGAUCCUCAAGGAGGCCUUCCCUACCGUCGAGCUUCCCGUCAUCAAGGCCGUGCUUACCGCCAGCGGCGGGCGCAUCGAGGCCGCCUUCAACGCGCUUCUCGAGCUGACCGAUCCCGAAGCGGCUGAGCGGGAUCGCCCGCCAGCGCAGCCCCCGAGGCCGGCUGCGGAGCCGGUGCCUACGCGCACAUCGACAGACCCGAGGCAGCUCGAGGCGGAUGAACGGUAUGCCCGUCAACUGGCUGAACAUUACGAGAACGUCAGCGCAUACGAGGCCCGCGCCUCUAACCGGGCCUACCGCGGCGGCAGCAGUGGUAUUCCCCCAUCACGUGGCCGUCCACAGCCAAGGGACUAUGACCGCGAGCGUGAGCAUAGCUUCCUCGACGAUGACUUGCCGGUUAUCAAGGAGAGUCUGCGCAAGGGCUUCCUUGAGACUCAAACCAAGGUUAACACAUGGAUAUCCAACCUCAAGAAGAAGAUUGAUGAGCAGUUUGAGGAGUUUGCGGAUGACGAUGAUGACGAUGACUAUGGCCGGCGUCGCACACGUGGAGGUGGCUUCUUGGGCCGGCCAUCGCGGGAGCAGUCGCGGCGCAGUGCCGAGUAUGACCGCUAUGAUGCUGAUCCGGAGCUGCUGAGUGACGAUUUUGCCGGCAUGAAGUUCCAUAACGAUGGGAUCCAGCCUCUCAGCGGCCCCAGCAGGAGUAACCCUAAUUUCUACAGGCCUCCUCCGCCGGCUAAGUCGCCCAAGCCAGACGGCCGCCGCGUCGCCUUCCGCGAGACGGUUGAGGACAUCGACGCCUACAAUGCGUCGCCCCGAAUUUCGCCCAAGGACGGCCCUGCCGCUGGCACCACGGGUGUCUCCACAAGCAGCACGGCAACGGCCACUGGGAAAUCGAGCAAGUGGCAGCCGCUGUCGCCGGUAGACCCGAAUCCGAUUGCGGAGAACGACCCGUUCAGCCUGGGCGAUAGCGAUGACGAGCGAGAGGCUGUGGUCAGCCGGGAUGGGAGCAAGGGCAGCAGCAGUGGUAUCCGUCUAGAGGAUGCCGAAUCGGCCGAGCAGCAACGGCUGAGGCAAGCGACGGCGGAUGCGAUGGCGGAGAGUUUGCAAGGAUGCCCCACGCUCAACGGCCUUGGCACCCGCUUCGAUGGCUUCAACAUCACCGGCUCAGAGCCGGACUCAGGGACCUUUGUCAGGCCUCAUCCGACAACAUCUCAGCCGUCGCGGAUUGCAGAUACCCUUUUUGUACCCGGCAUUGCACUGGCAGCUUUCAACUCAAGGUUUUUGACGAAGUUCGGCAAGCAGAUUCAAAAACGGGCUCUUGAGCUGCCCGAGUAUGCUGCCAGCUUUGUUAACUACAAGGCCCUGAAGAAGCUCAUCAAGAAACUCUCAGCCACGCCAGUUCUUCAGCCCCAAGAUGGUGUGCAGGGCGUCGAGGCUCGGCCCUUGGACCCUCAGGCGGCCCUGCAGGCGAACAAGGCCACCUUCUUCUUCCAGUUGGAGCGAGAACUCGAAAAAGUCAACGCCUUCUACCUGCAAAAAGAAGCUGAACUCAAAGUCCGCCUGAAAACGCUUCUUGACAAGAAAAGGGUGCUGCAGUCUCGCGGCUAUACAAUCUCCAGAAGGUCUGCUAAGUUCACGACACUCCAGGAGGGCUUCCAGCAAUUUGCUGCCGAUCUGAACAAGCUGCAGCAGUUUGUUGAGAUCAACGGCACGGCUUUCUCUAAGAUCCUCAAGAAGUGGGAUAAAACCUCCAAGUCUAAAACAAAGGAGCUCUACUUGUCCCGUGCUGUUGAGGUUCAGCCCUUCUUCAAUGCCACUGUUAUCAGCGAAUUGUCCGAUCAGGCGACCACUAGUCUUCAGGAGCUCGCCGCCUGGGCCGAUGGUGACAACGUCACCUUCGAGACCAGGAUAGAUCAUGUUGUCCACAGCCAACAUCUGCCGGGUACUGAUGAAGGUGACGCCGACACACUGUUGCUUGACACCGUACUUUCGGGUAACAUUGAAGCUUUGCGGGACCUCCUCAACCGGAUGAACGCCAUGACGGCUGGUGAUCAGAACACCAACGGUGGUGUUGUCGACGUGGUCCUGCUAGAGCGGAUCACCAGGGCGUUCCUGGCUGGUGUCAACGGGGCCUCGUUGGAGGCCUUGAAGGUGCUUCUUGACACAGGGCUGGUAGAUAUCCAGUCGGAAGAUGACAUCAAUGAGCGCAAUUGUCUGCAUCAGGCUGCCAUUCACGGAAACGUCUGGGUUCUCGAAUACGGCUUGUCUCAUGGUGUGGCUGCCGACAGGACUGACGUCUAUGGUCGUGUGCCCCUGCACUAUGCCAGCAUCCACGGUCGUCUCGAUAUGGUUGACACCCUGCUGAACGCUGCGCCCCAUACUAUUGACGUGAUUGACCAUGACAACUACACUCCUCUCAUCCACAGCAUUGUGAACAAGAAUCUUGAGUGUGUCGCCCGGCUGCUGGAGCGGUCGGCCCGCUUGGAUCCUGUUUCGGAUAACGACCACGUCCCUCUCAACAUCGCAUGCGAACAUGGGUCGCUGGACAUAGCUGAGAUGUUGUUGAGACACGGCGCCCGCAUACUUCCUGACGCCGAAGGCCUGUAUCCGCAGCAUCUUGUGGCUCGCUCAAGCCAGCAGAAGCCCGAACUUCUGCUGCUGCUCAAGACAUAUGGCGCCGAUCUGGACCAGGUCGACAAGCUCUACGGCUGGACGCCUCUUGUGCAUGCUGCCAGCGAAGGUAACGUGCCCUGUCUGCAAGCCCUGCUGGAGAUGGGCGCCGAUCCUGGCAUAUUGGAUGAGAAGGAGCUGCCGGCCAUGUACUAUGCCGCCUGGGAGGGCCAUCUUGAGUGCAUGCAGCUGUUGACGCAGGCCAACCAACGUCGUGAGCAAGAGAAGGAACCCGAGAAAAAACGGAAACAGGUUGCAUCUGGAGGGCUUCUUGCUCCCAUGGAUAGCAGCACGGCACCGGCACCCAUGUCCCUGGACGGAGCAGAUGCGGAUGCGAUCCCCGUGCUGGAGUUGCCGCCGCCUAUCAUCCCUCUGCGGCGGUAUGGCCACAACUUUUUGGACACCAAGACGGUCGUCCAGCUGUGCUUUGGCGGCGACAAAGGCGAGCAUGCUCCGCUCGUCUUCUUUCAAGACUCAAAGUAUCCUGCUGCGCGGUUGACCAUCUCGUCCAAAUCCUCUUCUGACGUUAUCCCUAAAAACAUCAUGUUGCCAUUCCAGGAAGAUACGCGCAGCGUUUCCUUCCAGAUCGACAAUCUCGACGCCUUCACCCUCGAUUUCGACGUCUUCCCGGCCUACGGGGCCAAGGUCAUCGCCCGUACCGUCGCCCUGCCAAGCACCUUCUGCGCUCUGCUCGGCAGCAACAGUGCCGGCAACCUGUGCUCUUUGCCCCUCUUCGACCUACGUCUGCGUGCCAUCGGCCAGCUGACCUUCACGGCGCACAUCAUCAAGCCAUUCCAGGGCAAGCCGCUUGAGAUUACGGACUUCGAAACGUACUGGAAGGCAACAACGACUCCUAGUGCCGCGGUUGGCACCGUGAACAACCAUCAUGCGGCGUUUGAUGCCGCCAGCAGUAGCACUUUCAUCACCGGAUCUAGUCUAUCUGGAGACUUUGUGCGCAUUUAUGUCCAGCACACGGCUGAUGGUGUGCCGGUAGUGUGGCCGCGUCGGACAGUCACGAUUCCUCUGCCCUUCAGCAGCGGCGCUGGGAUUGAUGGUGGCAAUGGGAUUGAGAUCCCCGUCUGGCGGUUGUCCUUGGCCCAGUUCCUUACUGCGACGGGGCCUCCUCCGCCGUCGCCUCUUCCAGCUGAUGUUGCGCAUCAGCCAGCCAAAGUUCAUGCGUUGUUUGCCUCGGCCGGUGCAACUACCUUGCGCGAUGCGUUGGCUUUGCUGCCGCGGGGCAUGCAUGUCAAUAUCCAGGUCCUGUCCUACCCCCCAUCAUACGACGAAAACGGCAGUGCCCCGGCAGCAGCGAUGGACGUCAACACCAUCGUGGACGCAAUCCUCUCUGUGGUAUUCGACCAUGCCCGAACUCAGCGACGGGCCCGAAGCCAAGGGACGGAUGGCGGUGUCGGUCCGAGGUCGGUUGUGUUCAGCUCGUACAGCGAGACCAUUUGUGCCGCGCUCAACUGGAAGCAACCGAAUUUCCCUGUGUUUUUGUGUAAUGAUCUUGGAAGGAAUCAACACGAGAAAGAAGAGGGGAUGCAGAUGGGCGAUGGGGGGAGGAGGAGGAGUAGAGGUACGUCGAUCAAGGAGGCGGUCAGGAUGGCGCAGAGUAAUAAUUUUAUGGGGUUGAUUUGCUCGGCGAAGCUUUUGGAGAUGGUCCCCGCUCUGGUCGACGCCAUCAAGUCGCAUGGGCUGGCGCUUGUCGUGGACAAGUCGGGUGAGUCUCCCGAGCAGCAGCAGCAUGCUGCAGAUCUGUUCUCACGGCUACCUCACGGAAUUGAUGGUGUUCUAAAGAGCGACGGAGUCUUACGGUUCAAUGAGUCAAUAGACGUCUAA